Messenger RNA from Nilaparvata lugens (brown planthopper), 3513 nucleotides. Its product is annotated as F-box only protein 43. The record is from RefSeq and is a predicted model, not a curated record. Gene Ontology annotation, molecular function: zinc ion binding; protein binding. Gene Ontology annotation, biological process: negative regulation of meiotic nuclear division; regulation of mitotic nuclear division. The transcript has 4 exons. Bases 262 to 1461 code for a protein of 399 amino acids. Gene Ontology annotation, cellular component: nucleus. NCBI's taxonomy places the organism in Eukaryota, Metazoa, Arthropoda, Insecta, Hemiptera, Delphacidae.
AAAUGGUGAGGGUGAGAACUGAGAAGGAAGCUUGUGUUGUCGUGUUGAUAAGUUGAAAGAAAGUUGAUAGGUGAUAGGCCUAGCCGGUGCUGAUUAACAGUUGAUAUUUGUUUCACAAAUAUUUGUUGUUAUUAUUUUUGUUUUUCAAUCAUAAUAUAUGUUUUAAGGGAUUACAGAAGAUAUUGUGUAUGAUUGAGGAUUUCUGUUAUCAGAAUUUCCAAGUUUAUGAUCAUCACAUUUGGCGGGCUUCUCAUGUAAACAAUGCAGGUUGAUGAAGAAAUGAUGGAAGAGGUGUCGAACGGCAACCGUCACAACCUCACACCUCACAACACAGCAUGCUGCAACCUCUCCUACCGUCUAGAAAAUUCAACAGACAGUGGAUUCUAUUCCAAUACACCAAGCAUUCCUCAUUCCAGCACAGACUUUUCUGACCAAUCUAUAUCUAAAAUCGAAACACCACUCAACAGUUCCAAAACGCCAAGUAGUUAUUUCGAAAAUAGAGAUGAUGAUAAUGGAAUCAAAAAGUUGAGAUUCUCACCACAAAUCACUCCGAUUUUCAAACAGAUUGAUUCUUCUAAUGAAAUAUCGCCUGCAAAGAAAUUAAAUAAUAGCUUUGCUACUGGUACAGUAGAUGACGAUGAUGACAAUGUUUUUACAGAAACGUCCUCUUUAUACCAUGAUGCCCUGGAUGAGUCCAAUGUACAACAAACACCUUGGAGGUCUCUCAAGAUCAGUAGCAAAUCAACACCAUUAUCAAAUUCUAGUUUGUCUCCAACCAAGAAGAAGUGGACACAGCCCAUUCAGUUCAAACACCGAUCACUUGACGAAUCAGAGUUUGUCGAUUUUCUCUACUACUUGGGACAUAAGGAGGCACACACCAUUGUCACAUCGAAACUGUUCGCUUAUUUGUCCGAUGAUGAUCUUGAUUCGGUGUCACAAGUUUCGAAAACAUGGAGAGAUGUUUUACUGAACGAUGCCAAAGCUAGAAAACGGCUGGCUGCGCACAGGAGAAUCGUGAUGAAUACAAAGGAAAAUAGAAGUACAACAAAGUCUCAUAAAAUGAGAGAAGCGAGGAAGCAAGGAGUUGAGUGGUCGCCCUUUGUUGAUCUUCAGAACAUCCAGAUUCCCGAAAGUCCAAGCAAAGCAAGAACUCAAUCAACAAGUAGUAGUCCUGCAAAUGCAAGAUUCGAAUUUUUCAGAAAGGAAGGAGAAAAACUGGACCGAAAUGCGAAACUGGUGCAAUGCCCGCGCUGCAUGCUGCCCGCCCGGUGCGGCCAGGGGGGCAACUACGACAAUCUAGGCGAGUGUGUCACGCCAGACUGCUCCUUCAGAUUCUGCACCAAUUGCCGCUCUGACUUCCACAGUCCUAGGAAGUGCUUCCGCAUCUCCAGCUGCCCGAUCAAACGGAAGAACAUGAUCAUCGGCAGCAAAGCCAGUAAGCGCCGGCUUUCGCGAACCUGACAGUAAUCAAACCAAAACUUGCCACAACAAAUAAGUGCCUCAGGGAAAAUAAGCACCACCACUCUACUAGUACCUGUAACAUUCCCCAAUUUUAAUUUGCGAUUUCGAACUGUGAUAACUAUUUAAUAUAUGACUUAGUGUAAGACUUCAGUGGAUAAGCUUUGUGCAUAAAUUAUUUUUUAAUAUUUGUGUUUUUAACAGUUUUGUAAUUUAGAGCUUUAUUUCAAUGGCGAAUAAUUUGUUAAUUUGAAUGUCAUACUGGAGCCUUUGAAAACAAAAAUGUGAAAUGAAUCAUUACAAUCUUGUCAAAAUACAAUUACAUAAUUCUUUUCAUAUUUUUUUUAGAUUUUUAAUUAUAUUUCAACUAAAUUUCAUGGAAAGUUCCUAAUUACUAAGUUCAUUGGUCAACUUUCUUGUUAGGAACCGUUCAAUGUUUAAACAUCUAUGAUGUGAAUAACCAUCAUCUAUGAUUAGUUCGUUCCUUAGAAGUGAGAAUAUGUGAGAUUUAUUGCAAGAUUUUGAGUGAUAUCUAUAGUUGAGAUUUGUAUGAAAUUCCAAUGAACCAAUUGCACUAAUAUGGUAUCAUUAUAAUCAAUUAUAUAAUAAUAGAAAGUUGCAGUAAGGUAUUCAUAUUUUGCUAGCAAAGCUUUCAAUUUACUGCCUCAAUCUGAAAUGAUUGCUGAACUAUCAAAAAAUUACAGGAAUUAAGUAAUUAAUCGGACGUCUCCGUUCUUAGUAAAUUGUGAAAUAUUUGUUGUGUAUAGUGUUAACAUUAUAGAAUUGUUGAUAAUAUUAAUAGAGACCUUCUAAUGGUGAAAAUAAAAUCACAUGUUGAAUUCAAGCAUAGAAAAGCAAUUAGUCAAUUAAAAUAUUAGCUCUUCAAUACUGCUUCAUCUUUGAAAGAUUUUUCAACUGAGACUCAACAGUUUGACAAUUGCAUUCAAUCUUUCUUCUGUAAUCCAACCACGUUUUAGUAAUUUGGAGCAUCCAAGUUAUUGGCAAUUGCAGAGUUUUGUUUAAAUUCACUACUGUAAUCAUAGUCAGAAUGUUUGGUUCGGCCAUCAAUGUUCUGAAUUUCUAAUCGAGCUAUUUUGUAAUCAUUGAUUUGUUGAAAAAACAUUUCUACUAGAAGUGAACAUUGAAGUUUGAAAGUCACGAUCAACGAGAACAAAGGCUGAAAACUCAUGAAUGUGAACUGAAUCUAAUUUAUUAUAUUUUCUAGAAAACGUGAAUUAAUGCAGCAUAAAGUGAUGAACUUGAAGUAUCCUGAGUUGAUAUUAAUCAAAAGCUUUCUGUGCUCUUGAUAUGCUCCUUGCUGAAUACAAGUAAAGCGAACAAAAUGUCAGUGUUUGUAGUAUUUUUCAAAUUAGUUUUAUAUCGUGUGAAAUGUUAUUAUGUCGAUGUGUGUUGUAAAAAGAUCUGUGUAAAAAUGAGAUUUCUAGAUUUUUGUAAUUUUAAAUGCUUGAUGUAGACUGAUAUAUGUUAUAGAAAGUAAGAGUAAAGAAAUAAGUAUUAAUUAAAUUCUUGUGUUAUUGAGAGAUAUCUACUUAUAUUAGUAGCUUACGUUAUGUGUUGCUUUCAAGUAGCGCAAGCUUUCUCAAAGUUUAAUAAUCUGUUCAUUGCUCAACAAUAAUAUUUGUUUACAAAUAAUAAUAAUAAUACAAUAAAAGGUAAAAUAUUCUAUCAAACUUUACUUCUCCAUAUUAAAAUUUUCAACCUUUAAUUCAAUUCUCCACAUUUGUAUUUUUAUUAGAUAAUUUUUCAGAUUUCUUUGUUUUAAAAAUUUUGUUUGAAGUCGCUGUACUUCUAUUUAGGCUGGAUUUUAAACAUUAAUUCUUCUGUCUCUUAAUAUUCUAUUAUCACUUUUAUUUUCAAAAUUUGCAAAAAAAUGUUGCCGUACAUAACAAACCUUUUUUAAUCAAUAAUGUUUCUCAUAAACAAAUUUAUUAGUAAAACUUUGAUGAAGACUGACAUUUUUAUCUAAUUAAUAUUUCAACGACAUUGUAAAAUAUAUUUAAAGAAGUCUCUCUAUCAAACAUCUGUGUUCAACAU